Molecule: messenger RNA, 948 nt
Organism: Folsomia candida
Lineage: Eukaryota; Metazoa; Arthropoda; Collembola; Entomobryomorpha; Isotomidae
Exons: 5
Coding region: 142-762 (206 amino acids)
Source: RefSeq, a predicted model, not a curated record
UGGAGGUGAGUGCCUAAAAUAAUUAAGCAUCCACGACUAUCUUCAUAUAUACGCAUCAACAUUCGUAUCCUGAUUCAGUGAUAAUUAUCCUACCACAGUUUAAUAUUUAUUUGACAGGUUUCUUGGGGGUAUUAAGUAAGUAUGAAGUACUUAAUUUUGGCUGUGGCUCUAAUGUUGGUGAAAGGCGUGACUUCUCGCUCCGCACAAAGUGAGGAAAUCGUUUCUCAAACUCGGAAUGGAAUAAACUUUGCGCUAACUUAUAUUGGAACCUUUAAUCAAAAAUUGUACUACCAUGAUAAAGUCGGGGCUAACAACGACGAUGCUCGAUCCAACUGCAAAAGUAUGGGGAUGCGAUUGUUGAAGUUUGAAGCGAUAGAGGAAGUUGGGUGGAUUGCUAAUGCAACCGCAAAUUCAGGCACUGAGAUUUGGACGGACGGGAUGACUCACAUUGUUCCCGCGUCAUUCGAAUGGAAAACAACUGGGGCUAGAGUUUCGGACUCUUUGAGUCUGGUAAAGGGUCAUUAUUACGGGCGGAUCAUUUCUGUGACCAGUGCAACCGAUCGCCCAGCAUGGACUGACGGCGUAAUUAAAGCUGAUCCAGGUUCAUACCGCUGGUUUUCUGAUGAUUCGCCUCUAAUAAGUCAAUUAAAAAUUGGGUACGUCGCCCUUGGCUUGGAAAUUCGAGACGGGACCGGCUUGUACACUUGGAAUAAUGAAGUAAACGCCCUCCGGAGUUAUUUGUGCUAUGCCGAAACUUCAUAAAAUUAUUAAAGUGGAACAAAUUAUUUCAAGAGAAAUUCUUUAAUUAAAAUUGUAUUGUAUUGUAUUUUAAACCUUUAUUCAACUGUCAACAAAUAUCAGCUAAUAUAAGCUGGUUUCCAAUCCAUGGCAGAGUUGCUAUAAUAUAAAAGCCACUAACUAUGUCUACUAUAAUAAAUUUAAUAAUAU